Zymoseptoria tritici IPO323 is the source of this 1473-nucleotide messenger RNA. RefSeq lists its product as uncharacterized. Gene Ontology annotation, cellular component: membrane. Bases 1 to 1473 code for a protein of 490 amino acids. Gene Ontology annotation, biological process: transmembrane transport. The record is from RefSeq and is a predicted model, not a curated record. Lineage: Eukaryota; Fungi; Ascomycota; Dothideomycetes; Mycosphaerellales; Mycosphaerellaceae. Gene Ontology annotation, molecular function: transmembrane transporter activity. The transcript is spliced from 2 exons.
AUGGCGACCGACAAGGACAAUGAGAAGAUUGUCGUUUCGCAUCAAGAGACUCUUACGCCGAGCGUCACACUGGACUACGACUAUCCCGCGAAGGAUGUUGAAGGCGAGGCGGACGUCGACUACUCCGGCGCUCACAAGAAGACUGAUCCGGCUGAGAUCGCUCUGGUGAAGAAGCUUGACAAAUACAUCAUGCCGACAUUGUGGAUAAUGUACUGGCUCAACUACCUUGAUCGCAAUGCCAUCGCCCUCGCGAAGAUUGGUUCCAUCAUGGAGGACACCGGCAUCUCAGAUGUGCAAUACCAGACCUGCGUGUCCAUCCUCUUUGUCGGCUACAUUCUCGGCCAGGUUCCCUCGAACAUGCUCAUUACUCGCCUUCGACCAUCCAUCUACAUGUCUUCCUGCAUGGCUCUCUGGGCCAUCGUCUCCGGCCUUACUGCCCUCGCAAAGGACUUCAAGGGCCUCUUCCUGACUCGAUUCUUCCUUGGACUUGUUGAAGCUCCGUACUACCCUGGUGCAUUGUACAUCCUUGGAAUCUUCUACACCCGCAAGGAGAUCGCCACGCGAAUCUCCAUCCUCUACACCGGCAACAUCCUCGCCACUGCCUUUGCCGGUCUCAUCGCAAUUGGGAUCUUCAAACUCGAUGGUACAGCUGGCUUAAGCGACUGGCGAUGGCUCUUCCUUAUCCAAGGCAUUGCCACCCUGGUCGUGGCCAUCGGUGCUGGCUUUGUCCUUCCGGACGACCCACUCACAACUCGCUGGUUGACGCCAGAAGAACGUCUGCUCGCCAAUGGCCGAAUCACCCGCGAUACAGUCGGUGCCAGCGCAGGCACUUCUUCGUGGGCCGGUCUCAAAGCAGCCGCUGCCGAUCCCAAGCUUUGGCUCUUCGCCGCUAUGCAGCACAUGCACUUGGCUGCCAACGGUUUCAAGAACUUCUUCCCUACCGCCGUCGAAUCACUCGGCUUCGAUAACCAGGACGUCACCCUUGCGCUUACAUGCCCACCAUACCUCAUCGCUGGUGCUACUUCCAUCUACUGGUCCUGGCAAUCCGGCCGCUACAACGAGCGUACUUGGCACAUCACCUCCGCGAAGGCUCUUGCUGUAGUCGGAUUCGUACUCGCUGGCACGAUCUCCAAUGUCGGCGGUCGCUACUUCUCGAUGUGCGUCUUUGCUAUUGGCACCUACGCCGUCAACUCCAUCAUCCUCGGCUGGGUCUCGGCAACAUGUGGUCAAACAAAAGAGAAGAAGGCAUCAUCCUUGGCAAUUGUCAACACCAUUGCCAACGUCUCCUUCAUCUGGACUCCAUACUUGUGGCCGGACAGCGAUGAGCCCAACUACCCGAUCGCAAUGGGCUCCAGCGCUGGCUUCUCGGUGAUCACGGCUGGUCUUGCUUGGGUGAUGAAGUUCUGGCUGAUGCGCAUCAAUCGCCGCAUGAGGCAGAGUGAGGAUGAGAGGAGUUUGGCUUUUGCUUACUAG